GCGCUGACUCCCGCCUCCUCAGAGAUGACGUAGUGGCGGGCUUCCUGCUUUCAGUCUUCGAACUUCUACAUGUUGUUCGUCUUUAACGACGAUUUUCCGACAUCGACCGAAGUUUAAUGUGUGUUUAAAUGUGUGUUCGGUCGGUAAAAGGUUUAAUUUGCAGGUCGGCCAUUAUUUGUUGCACCGUUGUUCGCAAAGACGAGACGAGAGGACGCUGCCUCCAUUGAACGUUAGAGAAGUCCUUCAGGUGCUCUUCAUGCCUCAACGCUUCCCUUUAUUGCAAUAAAUGGCUGAGAGUUACAAGUUGGAAGAUGAAGUUUUCCCCAGCUUCCUGCUCAAGUCUGUGGACGGCAGCACUUUGGAGAACGUGACACUGGGAUCUGGACUUGGACUACCAGUAGCGGCUUCUACUGUGGCUAAGAUUAGACCUCCGUCUGACGACAGAGGAGAUUGUGCUGAGGCGUCCUACCUGGAGGAAAGAACACUGCAGCAGGACAGCUCCCAAACAUCUCAAUCCAAGCAGUACAAGUUUGCCCUCAGUUUCAAAGAGGAUGAGAUGGACAAUGCAGACGACUUCAUUGCUGCACAUAAUCUGUCAGACAUGCUGAUUAAAUUGAAUGUGGAUGGCACAACAUCUCCAAACCAAGGCACCGUGCGGUGUCCUCUUCCCACUCAGAUGGGUUCGAACCAGGGCGAGCACACAGAACUCCAAACGGAUCUGUCAGAAGGCCCCUUAACAUUUUCUCAGUUUGGAUAUACGGAUCGUACGGACAUGAAAGUAGGUACCAGCCUUUCUGUUGCUUUUACCACUCAUUUACAGUCUUCUGACUGCCUGUUUUUCUGUGAUCUUUUCCUGCUGGCUCCAUCCACAACUCAGAAAGACAAUGUUCAGAGUGAAGCAGUGGACAGUGACUUCAACUCCAGUUUUUUGGCAAAUGAAAAGCUGAUAUCUAUGGACAGCAUGAACAGUUACAUCACAGAUGAUGACAUUGAUUUCAACGACCUACCUGAUGAUGAGUUGGAGCUCUGCUUGAAUAAUCUGCUGCCUUCAGCCGUGGAAAGGGGCACGGUGGAUGGCCAAGAGCUCCCAGCGACAGAAAACUUCCAGAUGCCGGACGUGCGUAUGGCUGCCACAGGGAGGGACUCCUGUCCUGCCAGCGACGAGGACACGGAGGAUGAGCUUGAGUCUGCCAGACGGACCAACCGUUCCACAAGAACAAAGCCGCUGCCAAGAAUCUCCAGACAAUUGGUCGGUGAGAGCAACCAUCCCAGCUUCAGGCCAGGUUUAGAGGGAGGAAGCUCUGAGGAUGAAUCAAGUAAGCCCGGACGUCCAUGUCUGUCUGGAAUUGAACACCGAAGAUCUGCUGAAGGACAAGUUAUUAGCGCUCCUGUCACAGGAGACGGAGGUGUUGGCGAUGGCAGCAGUGGCAGUGAAGAAAGUGGAAACAGACUUUCGACAAUCGCCUUUCCAACGACAACAACGGAUGUGCGGCGAGGGCUGGGCCUUGUGGGCAGCAGUGCUGUGGCUGAAGAUGGAGACUGUGCUCGUAACAUUGGAACAGGAAGGAGCAACCUCUCCACCUGUGCACAGAUGGGUGAUCGUGUGGGUCCUGUUGGAACUGUUGAAGGCGGCACCUCUAAAAGUGCAUCAGGAAGUCAAAGAGUUUCUCCUGUCAAUUGGAGCAUGCUUAAAGACAGACAGGAAACACAUGGGAGAGGAGGGCCGUGUGGGUUUCCGUCUGCAGCCGUGGUGUCAGACACGACCAGUGAAGAAGACAACUAUGAUCAUUCUACCUCCCUGGAGCCCAAAUAUUUCUGUACCAGCUUCCACGAGCAACAAGGAGAUUCAGAUGACGAAGGGAACGAGUUUUCUGACGAGCUGGACUUUCAGCAAGCUGCCGAUGCUUCGGACAGUGUGGUGUACCAGAACGAGGAAGGCCAGUGGGUUACAGACCUGGCUUAUUAUGUCUCCUUUGAGAAGGAGCUUGAUAAGAACACAACACUCAAUGAUGGACACGUUACAGCCGAAGAAUUUGCUUCUCAUGGUGAUGCUUUAGAGAAAAUCAUCGAAGAUCAGGAGAAAUUUGAAAAAGAGCACCCAUUUAUGCAGGAGGAGCAGAUUGUAGCAGCCAACGCUAGCAACACUACCUUUCUCAUGGACUCCUCUUGGAAAGCUGAUCCCAGAAAUCACGUCUUGAUGAGAGCAUCUCAGGUGGCUUCUGAGUUUGACCAGGGUGACCAAAACUACCUGCGGCUGUCGUUAGGACAGUUUUUUCAACAACGCUCUGAAGCAUUGGGCUGUCUUGGCAGCAGCCGGAAUGUGGAUAGUGUCAAACGGCCAUCCUUUGGCUAUGUUAUCAGCUCUCCAGAGAAGAGGGAACCGUUUGCGCUGCUUGAGCUGUCUGACUUACCAGCAGGAGAGAAGAAUGACUCUGUGGAAGUUGGAGACACCGAUCAAACGCUUUAUGCCGAUGACUUGGAUAAAACCUUAGAGGUCGAGAAUGAAGGGAUGUCCCCAAAAGAGAGGAACACAUGUCAGGACCCUAGCAACCAUGAUGUUGUGCUUGGUGACGAGUGCCCCGACGCCACACUUAGUGUGGUCAAUCAAAGCAACAUGUCCCCCCAAAACAACCAAAGCAAGCUCACACGGAGCAUCAGCACCAUCGCAUCAGUCAUUGCAGAUGCAUCCUUCAGUACUGACACCUUAGCGCUGGCCGCUAUGAUCAUGGAGCUGCACAAGAAAGACAGUUGCUCGCAACCCUCUCAACAAUUUGCACCUGAGAAAGUCACAGAGGAUCAAUGCUCACAUCUACUUCCUGAUGUUUUGGACACUGUCCAGAAAAGUACUGCUGUGGGAGACAUAAGUGCCUUGGACAUGGAGAAAUACUUGAAAAAGAUGGACACAUCUGAACAGACUGAUACAUCUAUAGCACAGAGCAGCUUUGAGCUCAGCAACUGGGCUGAGAACCUAGAGGCAUGUAGAAAGAUGCAGGCAGGAAGUAGAGUGGCAGCAUGUUCAGCCAAUCCUUUGGAGAGUGAAAGUGGCCCAAGACAAGAGGAGACGGUUGCAAGAGAAGUGCCAACAUUCAACAGUAUAUCUUACAGCAUAUGCCACACAAAGGAACACCAAGAACAUGCUGCAGGUGGCAACACCAAGACUGAAACAGCAGAACAAAGUGAAAGGUGGAAGUCGAAGCAGACUGCUAAUGGAACAUCUGCAGUGCACGGGAGGGGGAACCAGCAGCAGCGUGUCACUCAGUCUGCAGAGCUGCCUGCUGAAGCUAAUGUGGAAGAGACACAAUGUAACUUCCGACCCUCCACCGCGCCUUUAACUCACUCUUCUCCGAGUCAGAGCUUCGCUCCUCAAGCUGAUGGUAUGGCAUCACCUUCCUCCCCUGAUGGCAAACGACCAUGUCAAGACCUCUCUCCUGAAUCCACAUGCUCUAGCCCUAGUCUCAGCAGGCUCACAUACAUCUCAAGGAAUGACGCCACCACUCUCGAACCCACACCACAAAACCACAAGAAUAAUUGUACCAUGGCACUCAGCACCACCAUCAUCAGGUUCAGUCCAACCCCUCCUGUGGAUUCAGAUGCACCAAGGAACCAGGAUAUACCAGACCAUUCUACAAAGCUCCACCAAGUUCCACCAAAGCACUGCAAAAGUCUGGAACAGCUGCCAGCCCAGUCUAGUAACAAGCCAGAACCGUUAUGUGGUGCCACUGGUCUGAGCUGUACCCGCAGUCAGAGUGAAUGUGGCUGUAGCUGUCCUGGCGUUAAACAUCUUGGUGUGUGUGCAAGUUGCAGGCGACAAAACAACGUCCCUCAGCCCAAUGUAAGGCAACUCACUAAAGUGGACUCCGGCUAUUGCAGUCAUUCUCACAUUCCACAAACGAGCACCACAGCAAACCCGCAGACGUCUGAACGGUGGCGAGCUGUCAGCUCGGUGCCAUCGCUAUAUCCUGGUGGAUUUGAGUCCAUUCCCAACUUGAAGUAUCCUGGCUUGAUGAACAUGAUGCACCAAGGAGAUGCGCAGUCCCUCGUCAACUUCCAGCUAGCUCAGCAGUAUUUAGGAAGUGAUGCUGCAAUAAACACUGGACUCUAUGAUGUGGGAGCCACAGGAAGCAGCCUAUACAGGGUGUCUUCUUCAGGCGUGGCCAACAGCGAGCCAACAGUGAGGCAGGUCCCUCCCACAGCACAGCAUUUGGGGCUAGUUUGUGCUCCUGGGUCUCAUCACAUUCCCCGAUCCACGCUGAAACACCAGGACAUGGAACUGAUGGCAAAACUCUACAGUCAGUAUGCUCCAGAACCACUGGUGGCAGGUGAUCUAGAUGAACUUAGAGUUCAAGUGGUGGUACCUGAGGAGCUGCAGUUCGCUAACGCUUGCUGUGUGGGCAUCGCUUCACAGACCUCCCUCAGCCUCUUCAACCCCUCUGAAAGAUGGCAGCAAGUGUCAAUAACCGUUGCAAGUCUGGCCAUUAAUGGAGACAAGGUGGAUAGUUUGCCUUACCAAUGGCUGAUUGUCAAGAACAAGACAAUCAUUGGCCCAAAAAGUACAGAAGAACAAAAAGUGUUGUUCAUUCCUCCAAAGGCUGGCAUCUACCAGUGUGUCCUCAGUGUUUGCUCCUGGCCUGCGUCGGCUAACACACAAGUGGCUGCCAGGGCCACUUUGUUUGCCAGAAGGGUGGUGCUGGUUGCCAUUGCACAGAAUCCUUCCAUAAAGGUUGAAGGAGGCAAAUCAGGAUGUUUGAAUUUUGGUGAUCUACCAGAAGGUAGUUCCGCAUCACUUCCUCUGAAAGUCAUUAAUACUACUGGCGCCACAGUGCCCAUCAGGCUGGUCAUCAAUGCUACGGCCGCAUCUUGGCGCUGCUUUACAUUAUCAAAGCAACCUGUUCCCUUGGCAUCUGAGGCAGCACACAGGCCAACACAGACCUCUCCUUCCGUGCUCAAUCAUGUCAUGCAUGCCAGCCAUGGAGACAAUCCAGAAUGUUUCGUGGUUUGGGUUCACUUCAAGGCCUGGCAAAAGUAUGCUACCUCAUCAGGGGGGCUGGGUCCACCUGAUGAACACAGUGCCCGCAUAGAUAUUGAAAUGGACUCACCUGGUGCCGGUCAUCUGAUCCAGAGUGUUCCCAUCAGAGCUCGCUCUGGAACUGCUAAUGUGCAUGCACCAAAAGAUCUGCAGACGGUGUGCUUGCAGGCUCCACUGGGUAAAUGUGGUCAAACAACUCUGCCAUUGAAGAAUGCAGGAAACAUUGAUGUGCAGAUGACACUCAAGAGCAAUGAUGACUGCUUCUCAGUCACCCCUGAUGAAUUGUUCCUCACAACAGGAGAGGAACAAGACAUCCGGCUUUCAUUUCGACCGUGGGGCGCCAAGCAACACAGAGAGAGUCUUCUCAUCAUCAUGGUGCUGCCAUCAGGCCCUCAGUAUGAAAUAACGUUAAAAGGAGACGUUGUUCCAGAAGAAGCUGCUGUCAUUGACUCUGGUCUGGCCAAUCACGUUCCUCCCAUUCUCUCCAACAAGCAGUUUGUGGCCUGGGGAGGGGUCACCCUGGGGCAAGCUGUUCAGCAGAAGCUGGUUCUCAGGAACAAUUCAUCCAGUGCCACUUUACCGCUACGCUUACUCAUCCGUGGUCAAGACCAAGACUGUUUUCAGCUGCAGAGUUUGUUCAGUCCAGAGGCUCGUCUAACCCGACAUGGAGAGCUCUCCAUUCGCCCAAGAGAGGAUGUGACCGUCCACCUGCUCUUUGCCCCCACCAGGGUGGCCUGCAUGUUAGCCAAGCUGGAGAUCAAACAGUCUGGAGUGCGGACAUCUCAACCAGGGGUUAAAUUCACAAUUCCACUUUCUGGCUACGGCGGCACCAGCAACAUCAUCUUGGAGGACCAGAGGAAGCAAGCAGACAACUAUGUGGCGACAAUGCCAGAUGUGGCUGUUAACGGUGUCAGCAAGGCGUGUCUGUGUGUGAGGAACACAGGAUCCAGAGCGGCUUUCAUCAAAGCCUUGGUCUUCUCUGACGUUCCCUCUCGAACACUGAUGGACCCGACUGUCGUCAGUGUGGCACCGUCACAGUUUGUCCUGAAGGAAAGGACGCAAGAGGUGGUCACAGUGCUCCUAAAGUUCACCCAGAGGGAGCAAAGGCUGUGUCAGUCAGAAACCCCCCAGCUGGCCACUCUGCUGCUGUUCUGUGGGGAUGAAGUGUCCAGACAGCAGUACAGGAGACUACUUCGAAGCAAAGCACAUGUUGGACAGAACGUUCUGGCCGAGAAUAGCGUGCUAAAAAACUUGGAGUUUGAUGAGAAGUUCCUGGGAGAGGAAUUGAUUGAACCGUUCGAUCUGCCUGAGCGGCCAAAUGAGGCCCACAUCUUCUAUGGGCACAUUAGAAAGGUUGCAGUAUUGUUACUGGGCGGCACAGAAUGUGAGGACAGCACUGAGUUACCGCUGACGUCUGCUGAACAAGACGUGCUGACCGGCAGUGGUGUUACAAAUGGAAAUAUGACUUUGGACGUGCUGCCUGUGAGGGAUCUUCAAGGUCCAGCAAUGAAACCUACAGGAUCCACCUCAAAGACCUCAGAGGCAUCACACAAACAGUCCGAGUCAUGGACUUUACGUCCAGAACUACUUGUCCUCGGAGUUCCGACAAAUGAUGCUGUGGCCAGCACCAAUCAGGUACAGAUCAAGAACAACACCUCCAGAGAGCUGAGCUUUGACUUGUCCUGGCCUGCUCACUACCUCACCAUUACGCCUCAGCAUGGACUCAUUGAACCACAGAGCCACCUCCAGAUUUUUAUCACUCCCAACCGUUCACUUGCCAGCAAGACUACCAUGCUCCCUUGGAGUGGACAGAUAUACGUGCAAUGUGAUGAUCAGCAGAAGUUUAUCAGGAUCCAGAUUCGUGGAGACCUGGCACUGGAUGUUUCUGCUGCCCCAGCAGAUUCCACUCUGUCCGCCCUCAGCCCUCAAGCUGCCACUCCAUUGUUGCCUUCAGGGAGGACAAUCUCCAAGGCAGCACUUAAUACACCUUCGCAGCUGCCUGAAGAUCUGAUCCAUUUCAGCAACAAAAACAUCAACUUCCCCAACACGCCCUCAGGAGAAACAUCAGAGGAACACCUGGAGGUGGAAAAUGGGGAAGUGGAAGUAAGAUGGUACCUAUCAUCAUUUGCACCUACUUAUGUCAAGGGGGUUGACAACACUUCUGAUGUAUUUCGGGCCACCUACACUGCUUUCAGGUGCUCCAAAGUGUCAGGCAAGUUGGGAGUACAUGAGAAAAUGCAGGUGCCUAUUACCUUCCUACCAAGAGACAGAGGCGACUAUGUUCAGUUCUGGGAUUUGGAGUGUCAUCCAUUGUCUGAACCCCAGCAGAAAUCCAGAAUCCGCUUUCAAGUCAGUGGAACGGGGGUCAAUAGUGGAUCUGUGGUUGGACCUCAGGAAGGCGAUUGCUCUUUGGUGAAAACUGAAGCCAGCGUGAGGUCCAGAAAAAAAAAUAGCAGCCAGGAGGAUCCAGUCUGGAGAGGAGUUCACUCUGUACAGGACCUUUACACUUUUCCUGACACGCGCACAGGACAGUCCAGCUCGCUGAAAGUCAACAUCCGUAACAACUCAGCGCACACACACCAGCUGAGCUUUGUAAACCCUAAGGAACCUUUCUUCAUCAAGCAUUCCAAAUACUCCCUCAGGUCUCAGCAUUAUUUGAAGCUUCCUGUCCAGUUCAAGCCGAACAGCGCAGGAACACAUGCCGGCUUCCUGCUCAUCCAAUCAGAACGCGGCGAAAGUCUGGUCAUACAACUGAGUGGUGAGGCACUGCCUUCAGUUUAAGCGCUCGCUCCUUUACCUCCACACGCUGCUCUUUGACGUCGUGGCAGGAAAGGUGACAGCUUACUGACAAAAGACGUGAACAUGAAUAUGACAUGAAUGGAAGUGGUCUAUGGUCUACGAGACCAGUUUGGCUCAGUUGCAGCUGGACUUAGAAAGUACUAAACUGUGAUUGGCUCGUAGUUUAAAAAAUGAAGUAUUUGUUUUCUCAUAAGUGCACAUUGAUUUCACACACUACUAACUCAUUUACUGUUGUUGUAAAAUGGUAAAAGUUACUUUUACUUCCAUGCUAACAUUCAAAGCACUUGUCAACUGAUCUGAUCAGCUGUUCAAAGUAGUUUUUUCAGAAUUUAGUGGCCUGCAGCGAAAAAUCCAUACAAGUUGAAUGAGUUGGAGUGCUUGAGAAAGGGAGAAUCAGAACAUGGAGCUGUCAUUGACUUUUAACAUCUUGCACAUCACAACCAAUGUUGCAAGCGCUGACAAGUGUUAGUGUUCUAAAGUAUUAGACAACUACUAAUUGUCAAAUAUCUAUAGUCCAAUCUCUCUGGCCUGCUUUGCUUUUAGUAAACAACCUUUGGUCAUCCAUCAUGAUACAUGAUUAAAUUAGUAUUUGCUUCAGCUUCAGUUGCACUACAAUAUUUGGACUGGGUAUGGUUACCAUAGCAACCCUUCUUCACUGGUCCACACACUGAAGCAUAUUUGGGGUGAAUAACACUCACUGUAUGUACGUUAGUAUUGUGUUCGACAUUUAGAUGAUUGGACUUGUUCUCAUCAUUCACACUUUGCACAAUAUUUGAUCGCAAUAUGUAAAUAUAUAUUGUAGUGGUGUCUUUUGAAAUAAACUCUUUUAUAACA
Molecule: messenger RNA, 8659 nt
Organism: Nerophis lumbriciformis (worm pipefish)
Lineage: Eukaryota; Metazoa; Chordata; Actinopteri; Syngnathiformes; Syngnathidae
Gene: cep192
Product: centrosomal protein 192
Biological process (GO): centrosome duplication; centrosome-templated microtubule nucleation; centrosome cycle
Cellular component (GO): pericentriolar material; centriole; cytoplasm
Molecular function (GO): protein kinase binding
Source: RefSeq, a predicted model, not a curated record